AAACUUUCUUCGGGUUGUCUCACAGUUAGUCAGCAAAGCACUCUCAUGCGUACCGACGCUGUUUCCGAGACAGAGUCUGCUGCGGAUCUGAGACAGCGCGGCAAUCACGAGUUUCAACAACACAAUUACGAGCACGCCGUCGUGCUCUACACGGAGGCCUUGCGGGUCGCCGCGACGUCUCCGGACACUCUGGACACGCCCGAACUCGUACUCAAUCAUUUGAAUCGUGCCGCCGCGUACGGACAACAGCAGAACUACCCGGCAGCACUGGAAGAUGCCAAACAAGCGUGGGACUUGUCCCAGCACACUUCCGUUAAGGCUGCCUACCGAUUGGCCAAGACGUACCGACAAUUGCACCAAUACGCCGACGCCAAAGCAAUCAUCCAAGCCGGACUGAAAGCCUUGCAACAACAAAGUCCGGUGCCCGAAGCAUCGGGUGGUGACGAAGAUCCCAAUGACGUUACCUUUCAGCAACAGCACCAGGCGCUCCAGGAUCUGUGGACCCAAGUACUGCAGGCUGCCCUAGAGCAAAGCAGCGAUUCCAAAGAGCCCAAAGAUACUACCCCGGAAACGUCCAUUGAAGACGUCACCCGCGGAGUUUCCAUUCGCGAGUUCCGCGUGCACCAAGAACUUGGCUACGGCAACUUUUCGCAAAUUCAGGUGGUCACGCAUCGGAUAACGAACGAACGCUUCGCUCUCAAACGCAUCGAAAAAAAGCGCUGCGAGGAACUCGCCAAACGACAACAUCCCAACGUCUACAACGAAGUUAAUAUGGAGCGUCGCGUACUGCUCCAGCGCCUCCCCCGGCAUCCCAACGUGGUCAAAAUGUUUCAUGCCUUUCAAGACUACACCACGUUGUACUAUCUGAUGGAAUUGCACGAUGCCUGGUCGGACUUGUGGAGUGAGUUACGUGAUCUUCCCGGCAACGAAGGAUGGUCCUCACCGUCUCCAAAAUCCCGCAUGGUUGGCGCACACCGUUCCUGUGCACAAAUCUGGAUGUACCAGCUCCUUGCGGCCGUCGAACACUGUCAUAAGCAUGGCGUUGUCCACCGUGAUCUCAAACCCGAAAACAUUCUCUUGAACGGGCGCGGACACGUCAUUCUGAUUGAUUUUGGAACGGCCAAGGAUUUGCUCGAGACCGACUUGAACGGUCCCGAGUUCGUCGGGACUCCAGAUUUCAUGAGUCCCGAAGCCGUCAAAGGCACGUCCAGUAUGGCAGAAACGGAGGCCGCACGCCAGGAUCAUGGUGACGUUGUUGGUGCCGGUCCAGCCGCUGACUUGUGGGCGUUGGGCUGUUUGCUGUAUAUUUUGCAUACGGGCAUGACCGUCUUCUGGACAACUUCGCCGUAUUUGGCCUUUCUACGGAUUGCGCGGGGACUCGUCACACGGCCGGUCGGUAUCGUCGACAACGACGCCUGGGAUCUUAUCCAAGCAUGGCUGCGAUUAGAUCCACAAUCGCGGUUGGGAGCUGAUGUCUACACCGUCCAAACACCCGACGGGAUGGACAAGCCUACCAUGCGAUCGUUACCGGGCGGGUAUGACUGUAUACGCGAGCAUGCAUAUUUUGCCGAGUACCACCACGCGGAUGACACAGUGAAGGCGCAAACCCCGAUACCAACCCUGCGUGAUUUGUGUGUACGGUCCGUGGCUGAGUUGGCGCACCGAGAUGCCCACCAUUUAGACAUUAGUGACCGACACCCUCCCGGCGACGGAUCUUCUCACGACAUGCUGCGCUUGAGUUCACGAGAUCGUGACAUGGUGCUGCACGUUUUGGAUCGACAGCAGCGGCUACGGGAUCCCCGCGUAUACGCGAGGUUCUUUGCGGAUCCUUUGAUGGCUCCGCUAAAUCGGAUUCGACCGGCAACCCGGGACGUGACGGGCUGGACGCAAAUGAACGACGACCAGGGUAAAGCUCCGCACGCGUUGCAGAACCCCGACCCGCACGCCACACCCGUCCCUAUCGACCCGAUUCGCCUUGUUUACAUCUCCAAUCCUCUCUUUGGAUCCCAGAUCCGGGACGGCGCGAUGGAUGACGAUGAGCGUAAACUGUUCUUGAAGCAAUUGAAACGAUGCGUGGCCACCAUCAACCGACAGCGGCCUAAACUUGUAAUUGUAACCGGAACGAUCGAUGCCAAAUGCCGCAAAGUCUUGGCUCGGAUUCGUGAUUCCAUCCCUAUCCUGCUCAACGAUGGCACCGCCUUUUGUUCCUUUUGGAUACUUGGUGUUCAGUGCCUUGCACUAUGC
Molecule: messenger RNA, 2244 nt
Organism: Phaeodactylum tricornutum CCAP 1055/1
Lineage: Eukaryota; Bacillariophyta; Bacillariophyceae; Surirellales; Neidiaceae
Exons: 1
Biological process (GO): intracellular signal transduction; peptidyl-serine phosphorylation
Molecular function (GO): protein binding; ATP binding; protein serine/threonine kinase activity
Source: RefSeq, a predicted model, not a curated record